AUGUCAGCGACGCCCUCAGCAUCUGGCCCCGAGCCCAGGCGGCGAUCCCAUUUUGACAUCAGUUCCCUGGCCACCGCCGCAAGGGGCCCCAGCACGAGCACGUUCAAGCUGGAUGCCACCCUGGCAGCUGCAAUAGCCCAGCAGGAGCUGGGGCCCCCAGCUCCUGGACACACCCUUGGCAGCACGCAGUCCCCAGCAGGCACCUGCGGCGGCCGCGCCCUUGCCACAGCAGACCUGCCCUUACAUGCAGGCAUCACGCAGCUGAAGCAGGCAGCCGGCGCGGCGUCCGCCCGCCGCGCCUCGGCAGACUCCACCUCGUCUCAGCGCGCCCGCAGCUUCGCGCCCCUGCCGCCCCUCGACCCCGCCGUGCUUGGGCUGCCGACCACCCACGAGCUCGUCCUCAGCUAUGCCAUCGCAGCGGAGGACGACGAUUUGGCAGUCAGGGUGAUGGCGGCAGGCCUCGCCCAGCAGGCGGCCGCGGCCGAGGCAGCCGCUGCACUUGCCGCGCGGCGGCGGCGCAGGACCGCGCCCGCGAUGCUGCCGCCUGUGCCCUCCGCACAAGGCGACCUCGGCGUCGACAACGCGGCAGCGGCGGCAGCCCGGGAACACGGCUGCAGCGCCCCGGGCGAUUGCAACAGCGCGGCAGCCGCAAGCGAAGAUCACAGCAACAUUGGCAGCAGGCAUUUCGGCUUCAGCUGUGAGACCUGGAGUGGUGGCAGCCAUCUGCAGGCGUGUGAUGAAGUGUCUGAGGCGGUCGAGGCAGCCACAGCGGCCGCCGAAGGCGCGUUGGGCCGGGUCCAGGUUGGCGCCGGCAGCCGCACGCCCCGGGCAAGCGAAACUGGCACUCCCACAAAUACCAGCAGCAGGAUGGCGCCCCCCUGCCUGAUCACAGUAGCGAGUGUGCCCUCUGGACUGACGCCUCAACCCAGCCAGCCGUCGCGAGCAGGCGGUGCCGACAGCAGCCAAGGGCCACGUGCUGCUCCCUCCAGCGACGCAGCGGCGCCUUGUCAUGGCGCAGCCCCCAAGCAACCGGACUGGCAGGCAGCUGCGGGCCCCCCGGUGUCCACUAUCAGUGGCGGCUACCCUGGAGACUGCAGCGGCUGGCUGAGUGCAGCACAGCAGCACCUGGAAGCGGCACGCUCCGCCCGCAGCCACGGCAGCAGGGGGUUGCACCUCAAGCAGGCGGCCGCGCUCAUCUGCGGGGGCCUCCCAGCGGCCGCCCCCCUCCUAGCUUCGGCUGCGGCGGCGGCAGUGGGCUUUGGCAGCAGCGCGGCAGCGGCAGGCGCAGCGUCGGCCAGUGAGCUGACGCGCGAAACGAUGAAGGCAGCUGUCGUGCAGCUGUCGCGACUCGCGUUUCCAGGGCAGCAAGGAGAAUGCAGCACGCCUGCCGCUGAGUGCGAGCACCUAAAUGGCAAUGAUGACGGACAGGAGAUUGAGGCACCGCCGCUUCAGCCUGUACCAAAUGCGGCUGCAGCAGAUGCAGAUUGCAGCAGCGGCAGCCCUGCCAACGACGCCAAUGGCAGCCAUCCGGGAAGCGGCCUGCUGCCAAACAGCAACACCCUGCCACAGGCACAGCUGCUCAGCAGCAAAACAGUGGUGCUGCCUUACUGCACGGACUGCAGUGGGGACGCCUCCAAGCCCAGUCAGGCGCAGCAGCUGGUCACCCCAGGCAGCUGCGUGGCAAGGCGCCCUCGGCCCACAACCCCAGAAAGGAGCUUGCACGAAUGCUCCCAAGAGCUGCAGACAAGCGCUGAUGACAUGUACGUUGGCACCAAUGCAGGCAGCUCCACCGCCCUGUGCGGCGAGGCGUUGUCGUGCCCCGAACCCAGGCCUGCGGAGGCACCAGCAGCUCUGGCCACAGUCCCGAUGGAAGCUGCGGCAGGGAUGGCCCAGGCGUCAGGCGCAGGGCAAGAGGCUCAUGCCUCCGGCACAUGUGCAGGUGGCUGCCACAAUGUCACAAGGACUGGCAGAGACCUCGCUGCAGCGCACGAGGAGGGUUGUCCAGCACCAAGCAGCCGGGCCUGUUUUCAGCAAAACGGUGGCGGCCUGCCGCUGCUGACGCCCCUCAACUCGCAGCAGCCCGCGGCAGAAGCGGUAGUCGCGGCGGCCGCGCCAGAGCCUACCAGCAGCCGUGACAGCGGCGUAAAGGCGGGCGAACAGCAAGGUGAUAGCAGAAAGGAGCCCUUGGCAGCGCCAUCCCAAUAG
Messenger RNA from Monoraphidium neglectum, 2205 nucleotides. RefSeq lists its product as hypothetical. The record is from RefSeq and is a predicted model, not a curated record. The transcript has a single exon. Lineage: Eukaryota; Viridiplantae; Chlorophyta; Chlorophyceae; Sphaeropleales; Selenastraceae. The coding region runs from base 1 to 2205 and encodes 734 amino acids.